GUGCCGCGGGAUAUCACGAGAGGAUGAGCAAUAAUAACAAUAAUAAUAACAACACGGCGGAGGUGGACCGUUCGUUCGACACCGUCUGCUCGAGCAACGUGCCCAGUGUUUACUUCUCGACGGACGGCGGCGGCGGCGCGGGCAGCUGCCGCAACUCCGUGAACGAGUCGCACUACGACAACGCCGAGGACGUCUCGUUCGUGAUAGACGAGCUGGCGACGAUCGACAAGAAGAUUCGGGAUGGCGCGACGGAAAACGUCAUGACGGGCUCCUGCGAGAGUCUGGGCAAACGCAUCAACAAUGGCUUAUCGUAUUCGAACUACGAAGCCACCUCGAGCCUGUACUUCCGCGACGGCGUCAGACCGAUCGACUUUGUCGUCGUCUGGGACUGCUACAAGCAGGAGUCGGCCACCCCCAGAGCCGCCGAAAUGAGAAAGAUCUUCGAAGCCAAUCUCGCGGCCGAGGGCCUCGAACUCGAGUACGACGACGACGACGACCAGGAUGUGGAUAACAAUCAGCAUCAUCAUCAACGACGACGACAGAACGGCCUGCGCUUCUUCAAGAUCACGGCGCCGCGCGAGGUGCUGCGCCGCUACUCGGAGAUCCUCAAGCUGCGCAUGCCGAUGCGCGACGUCCCGGGUGGUCGGGGCGGCGGCCGUCUACCCACCAACAACAAGGGCCAACUGCUGCUGCGCGACGUCAAUCGUCGUGUGCGUCGCCGCUGCCUGGGCCGCUUCGAGGUCAACCCGGUGAUAUUUCCACCGCUGGAGCAUCGCUUCACCGCGGUCUACAGCCGCGACAAGGAGUACCUGUUCGACACCGAGGCCGGGGACUUUUUCACGCCGGCCAUCAGGUCGCGCAUCGUCCAGUUCAUACUGGACAGGACGAGAUUCGUGGGGCCGGGCAGCGGCGACGAUUUCGCCUUCGGCAUAGAGAGAUUGAUCAAGGUCGAGAAGGCCUACGCCGCGGCGUAUCCGUUGCACGACGGCACAUUAAAAACUCAAGAUUCGAUGAGAUAUUUACUAUAUACAGAAUGGGCGAGCAUUAAAAAAUGCUUCCAUUAUCAGCCGCUGGAUUACAUAAAAGAGUACUUUGGAGUAAAGAUUGGCCUUUACUUUGCUUGGUUGGGCUUCUACACUCACAUGCUACUAUCUGCCAGCGUCGUAGGCCUCAUGUGCUUUGCUUAUAGUCUGAUUACUUUGUUCUCGGACGAAAUCAGUAAUGAUGUAUGCACUUCCAACAUUACGAUGUGUGCACUUUGCGAUCACUUUUGCAGCACUUGGAACUUGAAAGACACUUGCUUUCACUCCAGAGUCACUUAUUUGUUUGAUAAUCCUGCCACAGUGUUCUUCGCUGUUUUCAUGUCCCUUUGGGCCACUCUGUUCCUGGAGCUGUGGAAGAACUACUCGGCGGAGAUAACGCAUCGCUGGGACUUGACGUCGCUCGACGUGCACGAGGAGCACCCGCGGCCCAAGUAUCUCGCCCGACUGGCCCACGUGAAGAAGAAGUCGGUCAACUUCGUGACGAACACCGUUGAGCCGAGGGUGCCGUUCUGGCGCGUCCGACUACCCGUGACGAUACUCAGCUGCUCCGUCGUGCUGCUUCUCAUCGCGGUGGCGAUGGCAGCCGUGCUCGGAGUCGUGCUGUACCGGAUGUCCGUGCUCACGGCCCUCUACGGUCUGUCUCGCAACGACAGCGACAACGACGGCGACGACGUUAAGGGCAGCUCCAACAACGUGGUCACGUCCUACGCCAUCCUCCUUACCACCGUGACGGCAGCCGGCAUCAAUCUCUGCUGCAUCGUCGUGUUCAACUGGAUCUACGUCUGGCUCGCCGAGUGCCUCACCGAGAUCGAGCUCCAGCGCACCCAGACCGAGUUCGACGACAGUCUCACCCUCAAGAUCUAUCUGCUCGAGUUCGUCAACUACUACGCCUCGAUCUUCUACAUAGCCUUCUUCAAGGGCAAGUUCAUCGGCCAUCCGGGCGCCUACAAUCGGGUCUUCGACUCGCGCCAGGAGGAGUGCGGCCCGGGCGGCUGCCUCCUCGAGCUUUGCAUCCAGCUUUGCAUCAUCAUGAUCGGCAAGCAGACCAUGAACGCCAUCCUCGAGAUGUGCUUGCCUUAUUUCUGGAAGCUCAUGAACACCCUGAGACUCGUGAGCCGCCGAAGGGGGGACCCGUUGACGUCACCCAGCAGCAGCAGCAGCAGCAGCGGCAGCAAGUACAUGCAUCUGCAGUGGGUGCGCGACUACAAGCUGGUCGAGUGGGGCCCCAGGAGUCUGUUCCCCGAGUACCUGGAGAUGGUGCUGCAGUACGGCUUCGUGACGAUCUUCGUCGCGGCCUUUCCGCUGGCGCCGUUCUUCGCCCUGGUCAACAACGUGAUGGAGAUGCGGCUGGACGCCAAGAAGCUGCUGACGAUGUAUCGCAGGCCCGUAAGCCAACGGGUGCGCGACAUCGGCAUCUGGUAUCGCAUCCUCGACUCGGUCUCCAAGCUCUCCGUCAUCACCAAUGGUUUCAUCAUAGCGUUCACCUCGAACUUCAUUCCACGACUGGUCUAUCGUCUAGCCGUGGCGAAGGACCGAUCUCUCGGCGGCUACCUCGACUACUCGCUGUCGAAAUUCAACACGAGCGACGAUCCCACGAUGAGCAUGAUAAGCGGCAACAGCACCAGUGGCGGCGAGAUUUGCCACUAUCCGGAUUAUCGCGAACCACCGGACUCGCCGAAUCGGUAUCAGUAUACCGAUUUGUUCUGGCACAUACUCGCCGCUCGACUCGCCUUCGUCGUCGUUUUCGAGAACUUCUUGGCUGUGAUAAUAAUAAUCGUGCGCUGGUGCAUACCGAACAUGAGCGCGAAGCUGCGCGACAAGAUACGCCGCGAGGCCUACAUCACCAACGAGAUCAUAAUUCAACACGAGGCUCGGCGCGCAGCCAUCACCAGGAGCUGCCUCAACGUCCUCGACGGAGCCGACAACGGCUCGCUGCUGGCGGCAGCGGCAGCGGAGACAAAUUUGCUGGGCGGCGGCGAUAACCCGACGACGGCCGUGGCCGACAGGUGGGAUCGAGUGCUGAAGAGCUCGCUGUCGCAGUCCGACUUCGAUCUGGAGGUUCACGGCAGUCCGAUGAUGAUAAAUAUGACGGAAUUAAUGGCUAAGAGCGGCAACAACAACAAUAACAAUGACAACGGAGACGUUUAAAUGAAUGGUUUGAAAGCAGAGAGAGAAUGAUUUUAUAUGUUGUGACGUUUUUUCGUGUAAUUGUUAUAAAGGAUGCAAAUGUUUUUGUUGUUAAAGGUAUGAAUUCUGUAAAAAAAUUUUAAAAAUACUCAUAAGAGAGCCAAUUAUUAUCGAUACCUAAUACAAUGGGUGUUCACAGUAAUUUAUCUAGAAAUGUAGUUUACGAUAAUAUUUUGAUCUUAUACAAAUAUUUGGUUGAUCCAAAUAAUAUUCAAUUUACACGUACUAUAUGAUUGUUUAUAUUAAAAUUAAGUCAAAUAAGGCCUAAGCUUUUUUUUUAAAAAGAAUUUAUUAAAUAUAAAUAUGCAUAGUUUGUUAUUUACUUAUACAUCGAUAUCGCAACUGUGAUGACGAGCUUAUUUAUACAUGUAAAUGUAUAAUUAUAUCGUUGAACCGCACUGACUGUUUAUGAAUAUCACCUGAACACUAUUCAAGACUGGAUCUUUGUACUACUUCUACAAAUUUAUUACUAUAUUACGUUAUAAAUGUAUAAAAAUAUACGUUUUCCUAAUAAAUAGUGAUAUUUAUUGAAACGUCCUAUAUUCAUUCCAUUCCCCAAUGGACCUCUUAUCCGAAGAGUAUUUUUUGAAACCGCGGUCUUGCAGUUUCUACUACAUUUUUCGAGCAAGAGAUUUCAAAUUAAUUGAAUUCAGUGCAUUACUGCCAACAUAACACGGAGUUUUAUCUUGACAGUUAGCUUACUCGUAAAUAGGCAGACGACGCGCAGCAGCCCACGAACAAGACUUCAGACGACAGUAAACAAACCGAGAAUUCCUCGUUGAGUAGCUCAAGUUCCAUAAUUUUUUAUUGUUUAUUUGGAUUGUUGGAUCGCAA
Molecule: messenger RNA, 4064 nt
Organism: Trichogramma pretiosum
Lineage: Eukaryota; Metazoa; Arthropoda; Insecta; Hymenoptera; Trichogrammatidae
Gene: subdued
Product: anoctamin-4
Exons: 9
Coding region: 24-3191 (1055 amino acids)
Biological process (GO): chloride transmembrane transport
Cellular component (GO): plasma membrane
Molecular function (GO): chloride channel activity; protein dimerization activity
Source: RefSeq, a predicted model, not a curated record